Molecule: messenger RNA, 2267 nt
Organism: Homalodisca vitripennis (glassy-winged sharpshooter)
Lineage: Eukaryota; Metazoa; Arthropoda; Insecta; Hemiptera; Cicadellidae
Product: 2-oxoglutarate-dependent dioxygenase htyE-like
Exons: 9
Coding region: 179-1336 (385 amino acids)
Molecular function (GO): dioxygenase activity
Source: RefSeq, a predicted model, not a curated record
AGGGGGAAUGAAAGCCAACGAACAAACAAAACUUUCAGACUACUUCAGUUCCGUUCUGUGGUACUCGUGAGUACGCGUUACGUGUUAGUGUAGCGAGUAGAGGUUAUGUGUCAGUCACUUCUGUGAUGAGGACGUGUUACUUUAGUUUUAGUUUGGUAAUUUUGUGAAUUGUCGUGCCAUGGAGAAAAUAGAAGAACCUUCCACGGAUACCCUAUUGUCCAGAAAUGAAAUCCCUAUAAUUGAUUUAGCCUAUAUGGGUCCUGUGACGACACCGAUCAAGCCAUGGUUACGGAAAAUAGCAGAUCAGCUUAACCGUUCUUUGUCCACAAAGGGCUUGGUGUUUCUUGUCAACCAUGGCAUCACAGAAGAAAGAUUGAAAGCUGUGUACAAGAUAAUGGAUAAGUUUUGUGAUCUGCCAGACGACAUCAAGAAUGUUUAUCGCCUCAACCCUCCUGAAGACAACCAGGGAUAUGUUCCUGCAGGGAUGGAGAGGUUCAACAGAGAGUGGAGAAGAGAGAUGAGACAUUCUUACAACAUUCAGAAUUUUUCAAGGAAGAUUCCAACAAAAGAGAUCCCCAACUUUGAAGAUACAGUGGGAGGAGUGGCUGAAGAGUUUCGCAGACUGGCCUCCAUCUUACUACAGAUCAUAGCUGUGUCACUUGAUCUGGGACCAGAUAAGUUCCUGAGCUUCCACAAGGGCAUGUUGAAGCAGGACAACGCCUCCACAUUCCGUAUGCUGUACUAUCCGCCCCUAGGUGAGGCCCCCCUCCCCUACGCCACCAGGUGUGGGGAACACACAGACUAUGGCACCUUCACACUGCUGACUCAGGACACUGAGGGCGGACUGGAGGUUUACACCGGAGGUAAAUGGUGCAGUGUGGGACAUCUGCCAGGCGCUAUCCUGGUCAACCUGGGGGAACUCAUAGAGAGCUGGUCUUCAUCUCGUUACAAAGCUAUUAAACACCGUGUGGUGAUCCCGGACGAAUCAAAGUUGCGGACUCGCAGCCGUCACAGCAUCGCUUUCUUUGUGCACCCCGACGACAACACGGUGGUGGAUCCUGCGAUGUUCCUGCCGCCUUCACCUGCUGAGAAUGUAGAAGAACAUCGGCACAUCACGCUGAUGACCGCCUACCAGCACCUGCAACAGCGGCUCAGACAAUCGUAUUUAGUUAAUUUACUGAAGGUUGCCCAAGGAGGCAACAAAUUAGGCAAAUCUUGGAAAUCAGGGAAAAGUCAUACAGACAAAGAAGAGCCGACUACUCAAACUCUGGCAACGAUUAAGGAGCCGUUUCCGAGGGCGGAAUGCACCACGGCCCAUCCCCCCUCCCAGCCUUGAGCCCCCCACCCCCCCCUGCAGCCGCACUACGCUUCUUGAGUCUGAGGAGAGUCGCCAGUUGUAACUCGGUCUGGGAGUUUGUAACCGAUCUGACAUCAUUGUCAUUCAAGAUUUCCAGUAAAACUGGAUACAAUAUACUCGUAUAUGGACAAAUGGAUAUUCUGGACUUCACUUUAACACAUUAACUACGGCACAUGCCACAAUGGGUCAGGUGUAGGAAUACUAGCCUAGUUAGGUUCACUCAGUGUGAAGCUGCAGUGAAUGUGUUAAACUCUGGGUAUCAAUUUUACUGGUUUCAAAUGUUAAUAACUUUAAUUUGUUAUUGUUCUGUUGACAGUCUCGUCACAUCAAGUUUUCCUCAUUGGAAAGUAAACCUGUAUCGUUAUUACAUAAAACGUAGUAUAAAAUGGGGAGAGCGGAAUUCACUUAAGUUUUCUAAUUGGCUAAAGUUUUUAAACUAUUACAAUGGUUUUUUUUCUAAAUAGAGAAAAAUAAAAAGAAUUAAGACAUUUUCACCUUGAUGGUGAUUGAAAUAUGGAGAUUUCAAUGAAAUCUCUGUAAAAACAAUUUUAAAACAGUAUUAUUGAUGUAACAAACCACUAGUUGUAAAUUAAUAUUACAGCAAGUAUGAACAUUACAUAAUGUUCAAUUACAAACUGUCUUCCACAAACUGCCUUCCAUAAAAUAUAUAGUGAGAAGUUUAUAAUAAAAAACUAGUGGUACCAAAACUAGUUGAAAACCCAAUUUUGUUGCCAGAUUUAAGUUGAACUCCCAGAUAAGAUGUUAAGGCCUUAUGGUUGUAAUAUUUGUGAUAUUCCAACCCAUACAUUCUAGCAAUAAUGCUUUGCGCACAACAUGUACUUAUAAGGGCACAAUAAUGUAACAAGAAAGUAUUAUAUUUGUAUUAAAUAUCAGAAUCAUACUAUUUUUA